UACGCCGUGUUUCAGUAGCAGCGCGUCGUCGGCGUCGAAGGCACUGUUGAAGGAGCGUCGGAGGUGAGCGUCGAACUUACGCGCCUUCUCCAACUUGCACCAAACUUUGUCAAACUGUUCCAAGUGCGUCUGUAAUCUGGAUGGGCUCAUCCUGACUUGAAAAACUACCAUUAGGCAAACUUUUAUGUGUGUCGUGGGCAAUAACCGUUCGGUAUAAAUAGUGGUAAAUUAGUUUUGUGAAAUGUAAUUUGCUGACAAUAGCCAGUGACUUUUAAGAAAUGGAGGGCACAUUUAGCGCUAGCUUUGGAGUACUCCUUUAUUUUAUGAUCUUCCAAGGAACGGGCGGCGUACAAAGGUUUGAGCAGCAGCCCUCAUACACCGAAGUCAAUCCCGGCCAGGAUGCUCUUCUUGUAUGCAAAGUGUUCAACAAACGUGGAUCGUGUUCUUGGCAGAAAGAUAACAAGCCCAUGGGCAUGUACCCACACAAAUACGAAUGGGCAUCGGGAAGUCAGCAGAACGGGGAUUGUUCCAUAUGGGUGCGUGCUGCCCAGUUAGAGUUCGACGAUGGUAAUUGGGAGUGUCAGGUGACAGCCAGCGAUUUUCACACACAAGACGCACUAACUAGCCAACCAAUCCACCUAGUCGUUAGAGUUCCGCCACAACGGCCCCGAAUAGAAUACAAUGGCACGCAAGUGCUCCCCGGUCACAACUUGACCGCUCUCCACGGUGAAGUGGCCGUCAUUAAGUGCGUAUCGCACUACGGAAACCCACCACCUGUACUUAAGUGGUUUUUGGAUCAGCAUGAAAUUACGCCGACGAAGCAACAGACCAACACCACCGAGUUGGAUAAUCCGAGGACCUGGUUGGCGCUGUCGGUGCUCGAACUCACCAUCUCCAAAGAAAAUCACGGAAAAACGCUCAGAUGUGUCGCAGUACAUGAAUCAUACUCAACCAAGUCGAGCAGCAUAGAAGUUAGAUUAGACGUAAUGUAUGUUCCAGAGACCAGACUUGUGGGAAUACCAACCACUGACAUCGAGGACUUGAAAGACACAGUUGCCAUCCGCUGUGUCGUCAGCGCGAACCCCAAAGCUGCCGUUGUGUGGCGGAGAGAAGGUCAAAGUCAACCUGCGAGCUUGCAGGAAUUAUUACAAUUUAGUCCUGCCAUUAGACAACAUUCAGGCCUGUAUACGUGUCAGGCCCGGAAUAAAGCGGGAGAAUCGCAACCAAUUAGGGUCCAAGUCGAUGUCAAAUACCCUCCAAAAAUCAUCAGCAUCGGACGGGAAAGAGUCAAGACUGUAACGUUAUUUUCGCCAGCCACAUUCGAGUGUUUAGGAGAAGGAAAUCCACAACCCACAUACAAGUGGCUGCAGAAAUUGCCAACGCCUUUCAAUCGAGUCGAAGAACGGGGAAGGGACGCCAAAUUGUACAUCGCCAAUGUCACUUACGACUACCAGGGGGAGUACAGGUGUAAAGUUACUAACAUUAUCAAGGGGGAGGAGAGGUCGGAACUCAGCGAGCCAAUCAUUUUGCAAGUCCAUGGUGCACCCCAAGUCCUACGGCAAUCAGCGACCCCAGAAGUGUUCGUGGAAAAGGGCGAGCUUGCGGAUCUUAGCAUGGUAGUUUGUGCAGAUCCCAGGCCUCGAGUAGUUGCUUGGGAAUGGGGAUCGCUUCGCUUGGAAGCCGGGUCCGAGAUGGGCCGAUACAAGGUGGACGAGGUGGUGCAGGAAGAACGAGAAGACUGUUACUUGGCCACUUUGCACAUCAAAGAUGCUUCAGCGACUGAUUCAAGAGCGUAUUAUUUAGCUGUAGAAAAUGAUCGAGGAACUGAUCGACAUGCUGUACAACUCUACGUUAACGAACCCUUGCAAAUGAGUACACUCGUCAGUCUGACGGGAGGCCUCCUCGUAACCUUCCUUCUGCUCGUAUGUGGGUGUGUAUAUGCCGUCCGAACCGAAAAAUGCUGCUUCGCCCGUAAGGGCGACUUCAAACCGACCGAUAUUGACGGGCAAAAGGUGGACAUAGAGAAAACCGCCACCGGCCCCGGAGGUAUUCCUGCCGAUGCCAUUUAUACGACAACUCCUAGAGGUCACGGCAGCCCCGAGGCCAUGAAGGUACGUCUCGCCGCCAUGGUGCUGCAUCCCCCCACUAGAGUGUAGCACUGCACCCUCGAUCUGCGGCGGAACAACGGCUUUAAACACGGCCGACCCGCCACAGUGAUCGAGUAUAAGUGUUAACUGUUUUGAAAGAAAAGAAGAAAAAAAAAACACAUUUAAGGUGCUAAUCUCACGUCACGUGUUCAUCUUUGCUAGACGCUUUUAAUCCGAGUGCUGCCAUCGAUUUCUCAACCCUGACGAAAUUCAAUUAAAUUUGCUCGGAGGAUUGCCAGAUGUACAGGGUGAUUAAAAACUGGCGAAUUUGAUCGAGCAAACAUCGGAAAAGUUCUAGGUUUUUUAAUCAAAAUUGGUACUUGGAGGGGAAAAUCACUGUCUUAAAUAGUUAUACAAAUUGGAGAACACGUUUUAAAUGACAUUAAUUAAUUCAUGCAAAAGUGUUUUAAAAAUUGAACAGCUUUACCAUUUUAUGAUUUUAUAUUUACAUAAAAAAACAUAAACAGUGGUAAAGUCUUGAUAUUUGCUUAUUUGGACUUUUUAUCCCGGCGCAUCCACCAUAAUUGCACAUAAUAUUUUGUGCAUUUGUAUCUUUCUUUAGAAGACUUCUUUGAAAUUUUAUUACUAUUUAAUUAUUUUUUUUUUAAUUCUGGCUUCAAUUCCUCUAUGUGCGUGUAUGUUAGAUAACAUAAACAGUAAUAUAGGCUUGAUAUUUGGUUAUUCGAAAUUUUUAUCCCGGCGCAUCCACCAAAAUUUUACAUAAUAUUUUGUGCAUUUGUAUCUUCCUUUAGAAGAUUUCUUUGAGAUUUUUCUACUAUUUAAUAAUUGUUUUUUAAAUUUUGGCUUCAAUUCCUUUACGUGCGUGUUUGUUAGAUAACAUAAACAGUAAUAAAGUCUUCAUAUUUAGUUAUUUAAAAUUUUUAUCUUGGCGCAUCCACCAAAAUUUCACGUAAUAUUUUGUGCAUUUCUUUAGUAGAUUUCUUUGCAAUUCCACUACUAUUAUUACUAUUAUUAUUAUUAUUUUAAUUCUGGCUUCAAUUCACUUAUGUGCGUGUAUGUUAGAUAACAAUUAAUAUAAUUUAAUUCAAAAAGGCAUUUUUUCACUUGAUUGUAAAUUUCUAAAAAUUGUUCGGUAUCUACAGAACACAACUAAAUCUACAAUGUCGUUAUGAUAAAAUUAAUAAUUACAAUAAGAACAAAAUGUCCACAGAGAUAUUCAUAUUACUUCGAUAAUUUUAUUUAAGUGAAAUUCAAGUAAAUAGUUGUAUCACGUAUUUGUUUUAUUUGAAGAUGGACUCAACAUUGGAAAUAAAAACAGUUUUAACAUUUUCAACAAUACAAUACAUACACUAUUAUAUUUUAAACUGCGUUUUUUAUUAACUAAUGAUAAAAAUUACCUUAAAAAAAUAUCAUCCACAAUAAAAACUCUGUUAUUAAACAAUUUAAAUAAACACUAAACACUAAAUAAACUCCUCAGCGUUUCCAGUUGGUAGUUAAUUCUCAAAACUAUUCUUGCAUUUUUAGACAACUUGUUUUGCAAGCACUGGGUUUGAAUAAUUUUAAUAAAAACUAAUCUAAUUUGAAUUUCCGCUCAAACAGUCUUUCACUUAUAAGAUAGAUAUCAAUUAAAAUUUUGGGUUAGUUGUGAUUACGAAUUUUUUUUUUUAUUUUCUGCAAUAUACUGUACAAGGUAGUUGGUUUUUAAAACAAUUAUCUUUUAAUUAAUUUAUUUAAAUAUGUAGGUAAAAUAAUAAUGAAGUAUUUUUGAAACUUGCAAAGGCAAUAAACAGAAUCGUUAUUGAAAAAAUUGACUAACAGAUUUUAAAAAAAGUUAACAAUGUAGUUAUUUAAUGAAAUGUGCUUACACUGAUUUGUGUAAUUUUUCAAAUACUGUUAAAAUAAAUGUAAAAGAUUUUGAGAGUGGCUUUCCCUCGUCAGUUAAGGCAAAACAUUCCUAUUAUUAUUGUGACCGCUUUUUUGUGAGUGAAUCACCCUGUAGUGGCGAUAAAUUUAGCAUCGAGUGAAUGCCGAGCACAACAUAACAAAUCAUCCACUUCCGUACUAAUCUAAUUCCGCUUAUUGGAUUUAAGACCGAAAUGUUUUGAGCGGUUCAUAAAUUGUAAUUCUGUCAGGUCCUUAAAAAGGAAGCGCGCCGUUCUCCAACUAACCAAUUGAAUUUCAGUCGGUGCUACUCGAUGGCAGCUGAACAUCGUGAUAUUUUUAUCAAACACACAAUGCGACAAUUCCAUUUUCAAAACAGUUUGCACCCCCUAUUUGGAACUGUUUUGGUCACAGUCGCACCCAGCAAACUUUACCUACGACUCAAAGUUUUUACUCAAUAGGUAUAGACCUGCAAGUUUGUCUGCUGAUUUUUAUACUUUGUAUGCCUUGUCCAUGCUUGUAGCUAAUAACGCCAUUAGACACCACGACUGACUUGUUUAGCGUUCCGGAUAAUGUUGUUAUUAGUUAACAAGUCCAACUCAAUUAUAGGAAUUAAGUUAACGGACUUAUUUUAUUUCAUUAGCGUGAUGGUUAAAAAUUGAGAUUUCUUUCAAACGCAACAACGACUUCACUUGACAAUAAUUCCUAGUUACAAACAGGGUGGGAGGUCUCAAUUUUUGGCAUUAUUUUUUUGUUGGUUUUCUUCAAAUGGCAGACUGGUUUACCUAAUCCAACACUAAAAACUACCAGAGUGGAAGUAGCAUUUGUACAUAGAGAAUGUUUUGUAAUUUAUUAACUCUAACGCACUUUUGCACCGUUGUAAAUAUUUGCACAUGCACUAAUUAACACUGUAGUUUUGAGAAAUGCGGUUUUGCCUACUCACAGUACAAUAACAUUUUGAUUAACCUCAGUAAGGUGCUGGGAAAUGCACAUUUUCCAAGCGUCUUGAACUAGAGUACACAAGUUAUUCGUGUUGUACAACAGCAAUAUAUUUUACUGUUACCUACUUACUUCAAUUACAACUUUACCCAAUGGUGAUACUCAAACUGUUCAAUUAUUAAUAAUGUCUUUAUUAAAUUCGUACCGAUCAUUAGUUGCACAAACAAACUAAUUAAUUUAAGCCCGGGAUGUUCGUUAGCAAUGAAUGCCACAUUUUCAAUGAAAAUGCAUUAAAUCAGUGCUUUUCAUAUUAAAUGAUGAAACUUUUCUUUAUGACGUGGUUGUGUUUUCCAUUUGUGGCAAUAAAAAUUAUUGAAAAUUUAUACAUACUCGUAAUUGAAAACAAAAUUUUCAAUAUUUUUUUAAGUUGUUGAAUUUAUUAUUUUUAAAAUAAUAUACAUACGACAAGGAAAAACCCUAUUUACGUUUUAUUAACAGCCUCGUAACAUAUAUUUGUGAAAUUCUUAAUUGAAUUUAAAAUGUGUUUAAUCUAUGAAGUAGUUGAAUCAUAAAUUUUAGUGUUUUUUUAUAAAACUUUUUAAAUAAUUAAUAAUUAAUUUUAUAAACUUUUUAAAUAAUUCUUUAUGUGAAUGACAUGUUUAAAAAGGAUCAAGAAAGUGUAAUGCUAAUUAAAUUUUGGUUAUUAGUAAAAAAAUUGUUGGUUGAAACUUUGUUAAAAAAAUUACUUAAGUACAAGCCUUUGCAAAAAGUGAAUCAAAAUUUCGUUUUGUUUCCAAGUUCUAAAUUUUGAAAUUACAAUUGAAGGGAAAGUCCUUCAUUUAUGAAAUGAUUGACUUUGAAAAAAUAUUUUAACAUAGAGCCAUUUUAAAAUGCAGAACUCGAAAACAAACAAAAAAUAUUCCAUUAAAUUUUAUGACUGAAAAUUGGUCACAUUUUAUAAUAUUUAGUACGUGUAAUUUACUACUUACAAUUUUUUUCUGGAAAUAAGAAAAAACUUAAUUAGAAAGCUUUCCGCUUCGUUCUUUUUCUAUAUCUUGUUGUAAAAUUAAUUUAUUUCUAGUAAAAUUAAUACAGCAUCUGGUAAAAGUUUGGAAUAAUGCGUUUAUUGACUAAACUAUUUAUUUGUGGAAAAAUAAUUAGUACAUUUCGAAUCCGAUAAAAUGUGAUAAUUUUUGGAGAAUAAGUUUUUUGAAAUUUCUUUAAGCAAAAAAAUUUGAUGUCACAAUGAUUUUUUAGUUAAAGAUUAUUGUCGGAGGACUGUUGUAAAGUCAGCAUUUUCUUUAUAGUAAAUUUAUUAAAGUUGCGUCUCAAGUUUAUUAUGAAAAUUUUCCAAAUUCGCCCAAAAACGUAGUAGGGUGGUUUUAAAAAUAAAAUAAAAUUGUGCUUGAAAACUACAAGGGAUUUUCAAAAAUUUUAUUCUUUUAAAAUGAUCAAAUUUCUAACACACUUGAUAAUUUCCUAAUUAUUUUUUUCAUAAACAAAUGGUUUAUGUAAGAAAACGCUGAUAUAUUGUAGCAACAUUUUCUUUGUACACCAUAAAGUUUUACAACAAAUAAUUGUGUUUAAGAUAAACAACCCUCACAAUAAGAUGUUUUGACACGGGUGAGUCUGUCUACAAUAAAUAACACAAUAAGUCCUAAGUGAUUAGGCCGAAGGGUCCUUGAGGUUUUAAUAAAAAUUUAAUGGUGUACACAGAAAACGUUGCUACAAUACUUUUGCCGAAUAAUGAUAUUAAUCUAUUGAAUUAUUGUUGUGUUUAACUGUCUCCAAACACUAAACGAUUAAAAUAUAAAUUAAGAAUACAAAAAUUAGUAAAAGUCCUAUAAAUAAUGUGAUCAUAAUUUGAGAAUAAAAUUUUGUUUUGUUUUGAGAAGCGAUUUUUUAAUGGCCUAUUAGCUGUUUCAAAACUAUAAAAACACCAUUGUCGCAUUUUUUAUCAAAAUUAGGUCAUAUAAAUUAUUCAUGCACUUAAAAAAAUAGUAGCUAACGUAAUUUAUAGUUUCAAUGAGAGAUCUAAUCACAAAUUAAUUAAUUUACACUUACCAAUUGUAUCAACGCGACGUUGGCGUUUUUAUAGUUUUGAAACAGCUAAUACAUCUACUAUAAAAAAUUUUUGCCAAUAUUGAAUUUAAUUACCAUAAUAAUUAAAAAAUAUGGUAAUUAAAAAAUUUAAUUACCAUAAUAAUUAAAUUAAAUUCUUAGACUAGAGACUUAAAAAAAAAGUUUAAUGGAUGAUUGCUAUUUAAAAAAACUUCUGUUCACCUGGUAUUUGGGUUUUAGUAAGAAAUUCAUUUCUUGGUUUAAAGUUUUGUUGAUGAGGACGUGAAAUAAUCACGAAAAUGCUGAUUCACUUCAGCAAAAUGUAGAAAGUGGUGAUAUUAUUUGAGAUAACAAACUCUCCGUGAGUUUGCAGCCGAAAUUAAAUUAUCCUUACAUCUGUUAAGCUGUUGUACAACACUCGACACUGUACAUAACUACACUUACACUGAUUUUCCACACAGACUCCUGUCCUGAGCACAUUCUCAAACCACCUCACAUGAUUCUAAUCCUGCCCGUUGUCGCUGGUUGGUGUGGUGCCUCAGACGGCUAGAAGAUCAUCGCACUACACCUAAUUAUUAUAUGACUUUAUCAUCCAUUGUAACUUUGUAGCAACUUUCGAAAACCGAACGAUUUUUUCCCUCACUGCGUAAUCGUUCGUUUUUCCGAACGGACAGACUAACACGAUCUAACAUACUGCUGUAAAUAUAGCAAACCACACUCACAUUCAAUGGUAGAAAUAGUGUAGAAGAGAGACCAAAAGAAAACGUCUACUCUGGCCUAGAACCCAAAACUCUCCACUUGCGAAAUCGCGAUUUAGCUCUGAAUUUCUUCGAGUCAGACGAUAACGAU
Tribolium castaneum (red flour beetle) is the source of this 7838-nucleotide messenger RNA. RefSeq lists its product as uncharacterized. The coding region runs from base 279 to 2156 and encodes 625 amino acids. Gene Ontology annotation, cellular component: cell-cell junction; plasma membrane. The record is from RefSeq and is a predicted model, not a curated record. NCBI's taxonomy places the organism in Eukaryota, Metazoa, Arthropoda, Insecta, Coleoptera, Tenebrionidae. Gene Ontology annotation, molecular function: cell adhesion molecule binding. Gene Ontology annotation, biological process: cell-cell adhesion. The transcript is spliced from 12 exons.